Molecule: messenger RNA, 1074 nt
Organism: Prorocentrum cordatum
Lineage: Eukaryota; Dinophyceae; Prorocentrales; Prorocentraceae
Source: the annotation of a GenBank genome assembly
GAUUAUACUGGAGAGCUCAUGUCGUUCACUUGCGUGUACGUGGGAAGUAAGUCAAUUAUUCGCUUUGGGGAUUCCACCUCCGAGAAAGCCGUGGCCUCCCUGAACUACCAGUACGUUUGCAUUGUUGUCUUGACGUCGACCGCAAGCAGCACGGUCUCGGAGAUAAGCACGAGCGCCACGUCCUCGCUGACGUCGUUGACAGCCACGACCGAGUCGUACAAUGACUACACGCUUCUGCCCGCUUGGACCGUGAGCAGCACUGUGACCACCACAACGAAAACGGCGGCACCAUCUCAACUAAGCGGGUCGAUUGAGCUCAUCGUCGUGGGUACAGACGAGAUCCGUAACAGCACGGAGGCAGAGGCGGUGCUAGAUUCUUGCGGCCGCACUCUCGCUCAACUCGUCGGCGUGCCAGCGAGCUACGUCAGCGUGGCGUUCGCGGAGUCCCGGAGGCUCAGGGCUGCACCGCGCCAGCUCUCCCAGAGCGUCGUCGAGCUGGCAUACAUUAUCCGCGUUCCCGCGGGUAGUGACGCUGCUGUGGUGAAGUCGACUCUCGAAAGCAUCAGCGUGGACGACUUCGAGGCCAUUCUGCAGGAUUCCAUCGACUCGACCGUCGGGGAGGGCGAGCUCUCCGUCUCCGUGCUCCUGAUCACGGGUCCCGGCAGCCUCGUGGACACGGCGGCCGACGCCCCCGCGGCGGGGCCGCACGAGGCCCAGGGCUCGUCCGUGAUGGUAGUCAUCUUCCUGACGGUGGGCUGCUGCGUCGGGUGUGCGCUCCCGGCCCUGGCGCUGGUCUGCUGGCGCUUCCGCCUGCGCGAGGGGCGCGCGCGGGCCGCCCAGGGCCCGACGGGCCCGAGAGGCGCGCCGACCAGCCCACCCGCCGCGCCGUCCCCGAGCGAUCCCGUCCCGAAGAGGCUCGUGCCGCCCGCGCGGGUCGAGAUGCCAGCCGGUCCCCCUUCCCAAGACCCGAAGAGGCUCGUGCCGCCCGCGCGGGUCGAGAUGCCAUCCGCUCCCCCUUCCGAAGACCCGGUGUUCCGUUCUCCGCGUGCUGCAAACAGAAUGUGUAGUCUGUAG